AUGGCAGGGAUCGAACUCCUAUACAAACCUACAGGCAGAUCAGUCAUCGACCUGAGGAGCAAUAUUGCCAACGACCUCCGGCAACGGUCUAUCGCAAAAAGACUUGACGGUAAUCGUAAAAACUCUAACCGCGAAAAUCGCUGCACCGAUAAUAACAACCGUGCGGGGUGGCCACCGUUAAAAACAAGCGAACUAAGAUCUAUCCCAUCUAGUGAGCUCGUUUAUUCGCGCAUCGAUGAAAGCGUUUGCAAUGCGAAAAACACACUGAAGUCUUUGAAAGUACCAGACGUAGAUGUCGAGAACGCUAGGCAAGAGUACAUACAAAAGGUUGGUAGAGAUUACUCCACUGUAGGACUGACCUCUUAUAUCCUUGCACAAAAGGACGCAAAGGAGUUCAGAGAACGAUGUUACCAUAUACUAUCGAAGCGUGUCAAAAAUUCCUCCCCAGAAGGGGGAUUUGACACUUCUGAGGCGCCUUUCUUCACCAACCGUACAACGCAGAAUGGACGGCAUAGGACGCCAGACGAUGUGUUGCUCAGCAGCUUCGGUAAAAACGACCAUAUGGCAGACUUUGAAUGCAUGGAUAACCUCUUCUCAUCUCCGGCAAAAGCCAAUAGGGGAGAUGCCAUCAAUGUUACUAGCCCAUUUGCGACACAAGCUCAAUGGAGCGAAAAUGCCAGAUCAAUGCUAAGCGAAGAGCGGGAAUCGGACCAUGGAUUCACCAUAGGGCAGAUGAGAGACAGUGACUAUGAUCAUGCAGACGAUUUUAAUUUCAAAAGGGUGCUUAGAUCACCGGCCCAGCGAAGUAACGCGCCUCCGGCAUCGACACCAGAAAAGGCGUCAGCAGACUCGCAACAAAGCAGGUUAAGAAUCGUAGAGGAGUUACUGGAGGAAAACAGGCAUAACAUACCUGAAGAACUAGAUCUCAAGACUUUGGGAUAUGCGGAGAAACGUAAACUUCUGAGGCAACUCGGAUUCGGCGAUGAUUAUAUCGCCAACAGACUAUGUGACCGCUAUACUGGCUCGCAAAAACGCAAGAAUAAGAAACUGACGCCACUUGAAGCUUUCAAUAUGUACGAUAGGCAAGACAUGAACGAAUCCAUGCAGGUGCACAAGGAUCUCAGUGUGGAGUUUUCUCGGUAUGUGAAGAGUACCGAACCAUCUUCCGUGACAACUAGACCGAAUGUGACACCAGCAGACCUAUAG
Babesia sp. Xinjiang is the source of this 1206-nucleotide messenger RNA. RefSeq lists its product as uncharacterized. The transcript has a single exon. NCBI's taxonomy places the organism in Eukaryota, Apicomplexa, Aconoidasida, Piroplasmida, Babesiidae. The coding region runs from base 1 to 1206 and encodes 401 amino acids. The record is from RefSeq and is a predicted model, not a curated record.